Molecule: messenger RNA, 1449 nt
Organism: Striga asiatica
Lineage: Eukaryota; Viridiplantae; Streptophyta; Magnoliopsida; Lamiales; Orobanchaceae
Source: the annotation of a GenBank genome assembly
AUGAUUAUGCAUGUGACAAAGAUGGGUGAGCCUGAGAUGGCAAAAACUGAAUCAAGUGAAAAUGGAGUUGCCCAAUCUGAAGAAAUAACUGCAUCAGAACAUAAAAGUCAUGUCAGAAAGAAGAAAGCUCUGCGGGCCCGUUAUGCUUAUGGCGUUGGCUCUUUAGAGACUAUGGAGAAAGGAUAUUGCCUAUGUUGCCUUAUUCAAAAGCCUGUGGGGCAAAGGAGCAAGAAUGUUACCAUACAAUGGGAGUGCUUCGAGUCAGUUUUGGAUGUUUUGUAUCCUUACACAUAUUUGAAUUGCAACAUAUUCUUUUUUAUAAUGUUUCUGACCACUGCCAACACAAGAAAAUUACAUGAAGUUAGACAUACAUGGCAUUCUGGAUGGUGGGGUCUGAAGUUUAUCUUGUUGCUGAUCUCUUUCAUGAUUCCGUUCUUUAUACCCUCGGAUUACAUUCAACUCUAUGGUGAGCUGGCUCGUGUUGGCGCAGGGAUUUUCUUGAUUCUCCAGCUCAUAAGUGUGAUUGAGUUUAUCACAUGGUGGAAUAACUACUGGAUGUCUGAUGACAGAAAGAAAUCAAGCUGUUCUAUCGGGCUUUUCAUGUCAACAGUAUUUUACAUAUCUUCUGUCUGUGGAAUUGCGGUUAUGUAUGUGUUUUACGCCUCCAAAACUUCAUGCACUCUCAACAUAUUCUUCAUCUCUUGGACCGGUGUUCUUCUUAUUGUGAUGAUGGCCAUAUCCUUGCACUCAAAGGUGAACAGAGGUCUGCUUUCUUCAGGGAUAAUGGCCUCGUAUAUUGUUUUCCUAUGUUGGACUGCUAUUAGAAGUGAGCCCGGUAGUGAAAAAUGCAGCCCUCAGAAGCCAGAAAGUGGACAUAUUGGCUGGCCUGCUGUUGUUGGCUUUGUUGUUGCUUUAUGUGCAAUUGUGAUUGCAACAUUCUCGACAGGCAUUGAUUCCCAAUCAUUUCAGCUACGUAAAAAUGGAUCUAAGUUGCUGGAGGAUGACAUUCCAUAUGGCUAUGGAUUUUUUCACUUGGUGUUUUCUUUAGGGGCAAUGUACUUUGCUAUGCUAUUCAUCAGCUGGAAUUUAGGGAGCUUGACCAGAAAGUGGAGCAUUGAUGUUGGCUGGGCAAGCACAUGGGUGAAGAUUGUUAAUGAGUGGUUUGCCGCUACAAUAUAUUUGUGGAAGCUGAUUUUCCCUGUAUUGAAAGAAACAAAAGUUUCGAACCACGAUGAAGAGUCUACAGAACAAGUGUAGUGGACCACAUGCAUGUGAUUUUGAUCUCUUAUGCACAAUGUAAUGUUGCUAUAUAUGUUGUUACUGGAUAUACAUUAUUCUUUAUUUUUCUUAUAAUAAUUUCUUUUCCUAUAGUCAAAGUGAUGAGGCUUACAAUAGAAUGACCACUGUAAUUCAUGUAUUUAAUAAAAUGCUUGUAGUGGUCAAUAUUAG